Molecule: messenger RNA, 5147 nt
Organism: Anas platyrhynchos (mallard)
Lineage: Eukaryota; Metazoa; Chordata; Aves; Anseriformes; Anatidae
Gene: RAB11FIP1
Product: RAB11 family interacting protein 1
Biological process (GO): regulated exocytosis
Cellular component (GO): intracellular membrane-bounded organelle
Molecular function (GO): small GTPase binding
Source: RefSeq, a predicted model, not a curated record
CCUCUCGCGAGAGGGGCGGGGCGGCUCCGCUGGGUCCCAGUGCCCGCCGCUCCCGGUGCCCGCCGGGUCCCCGCCGCUUCCCUCCCGGUUCCCGUCUCCCCUCGCCAUGGCGGCCCCGGGCUGGGCCCCCACGCACGUGCAGGUGACGGUGCUGAGGGCGCGGGGGCUGCGGGCCAAGGGGGCGUCGGGCGGCAGCGACGCCUACGCGGUGAUGGCGCUGGGCCGGGAGAAGUUCUCCACGUCGGUGGCCGAGCGCUGCCAGGGCCGGCCCGAGUGGCGGCAGGAGGCCACCUUCGAGCUGCCGCCCGCCGCCGCCAGCCUGCGCCUCACCGUGCUGCACCGCGCCCUCGUCGGCCUCGACAAGUUCCUGGGCCGGGCCGAGGUUGACCUGGCGGCCCUGCGGGGGGACGGAGGUCGCCGGCAUACCAGGUGGUACAAGCUUCGCUCCAAACCGGGGAAGAAGGAAAAGGAGAGAGGGGAGAUUGAGGUGGACAUCCAGUUCAUGCGGAGCAACAUGACAGCCAGCAUGUUCGACUUGUCCAUCAAAGACAAGUCUCGCUCUCCGUUUGGCAAGAUCAAAGACAAGCUGAAGGGGAAGAGGAGCAGCGGGCUUUCUGACACGGCCUCCGAGAUCGUUCCCAGCACCACUCACUCCCCAGCUGAUAGCGAAGAUGAGUCAGCCGAGAAGGAGAAGAAGAAAUCAAAGUUCAAAACCCUGUUCUCCAAACCUGGCCUGCAGAAGACUUCCCUCUCCCAGUCCAUGUCCGUCCUGCCUACGCCCCAGCCCGGGGCCGAGCGGGUCAGGCUGCGGCCCAGUGACUUCCAGUCGCAGUGGGAUGACGACGAGUCGGAGACCUCUCCGACCUCAGAAAGAGCCUUUGGAAAUGCCCUGGAAGAGAAGUUUCCUUCUCCUGUAUUUAAAUCUCGUAAAACAGCGACUUUGGACAACAGGCAACUAAACCAAACAACCACUAGCAACACCAAGAAAGAAGGGCUCUCCUUAUUCAGUGGCCUUAAAUCCAAAAAUGAUCCGGUCUCCAAGUCCAGCCUGUGCAUCAACGGCAGUCACGUUUAUAUGGAAGAGAGCGCGCUGAAGGACAACACUCCAGCUUCUUCCCCCUCUCCUCUCAACUUCAGGAGGAAGCAACUCUUUGCUUCGGAAGAGAACCUGUCUUCCAGAUCUGCUAAAGGACAUGAAGAGGUGGGCAGAACGUCUCCCAGCCAUGCUUUGUCUGGGUCUGCAUCCCUGGAGACCUUUAAAUCAAUGACUUUGCCAUCGUACAAACUGCUUAGCGGUGAAGAGAACCCGGAAACCAGCACUCCCCUGACCAUCGAGGUCAUUAAAGAGACCAAAAAAACGGACCACAAAAAGUCUGCCUUGCUUUCCCUGGUGACAGGGAAGAAAGAAGCAGCGAAAACCAGUGACACGGAAAGAAUUCCAGAGAGGAAUUCUGAAAGAAUUCCAAAGGAAGAGGAAACCAAGGCUGCAGAAGAGAAAAGUGAACAGGAGGCCAAACAGCUUGAGUCCUCAGCAGACGCGAGCAGAGGAAAUCCUCCAGAAGACGGUCGCCUAGAAGAGGUCCCCACGAAUAAACACCCACACAACCCUUUUGAGGAAGAGCAGAAACCUGAAAAGGCGGCUGCAGCAGCGAAGACCAAAGCUGUGAAACCCAGUCCUUCACAGCCCUGCUCUGCCUUUCGCUCCUUCUCCUCUGACACCCCAAGUCAUAGAGCAGAGUCUCCGAAAAAGCCAACAGCAGAGGGCUGCGCAGAUAAAGCAGGAAUUUCUGGCAAGAAGAAGCUUCUUCAGGCAUGGGUUUCACCCUCUGAAACGUAUCCUAACCAAACUCAGCAGGGUGGUGAAACCAUGUCUCCUAAGCACAGACUCCAUCCUGUGAAGCCAAUGAAUGCCACAGCAAAUAAGUCUCAAAGUAAAAACCUGAACGUCAUCAGCACUAUGAACGAAAAGCUGAUUGAGAUGAACGUGAAGAAAUACGAUCCUUCAGAUCCUGCCUAUGCUUAUGCUCAGCUUACACACGAUGAGCUAAUCCAGCUGGUCCUGAAACAGAAGGAUACGAUUAGCAAGAAGGAUCUCCAGGUGCGGGAGCUUGAAGACUACAUCGAUAACUUGCUUGUCAGAGUCAUGGAAGAAACCCCAAACAUUCUUCGUGUUCCAACUUCGGGAAACAGGAAAGCUGGAAAGAUGUAAAAGCUCUCUGGACGUUGAACAAAGAACGGAAUUCCCGCCAGCAGAGUUUGAUUAAUAAGGAGACAAUGUGAAGUAGGUGGUACCGGUUGUGCUGCCCACACAAAAUGACCUCUUUCCUGUUUCUGCCUUGAGCAACUAUCACUUCGGUUAGUGGUUACAUCAGGUCUUGUACAGCGAGUCCAAAAGUAGAAUUAACUUACCAUAUUUAUUUUUUGGUCUUUUUCCAUUAUUCGGGGAGAUUUGUUCAGGCAUCUAGUCCAAAGGAUGCUUGCGAUAGGAAGGAUGAAGGUUUUCUUUGAUAUGUUUUCCUUGCCAGCACUGCUGAUCUUUUAUGAAGAUUUUUUCAUAGUUCAGUUUUGUAGCUGCUUUGCUAGAUCAGUUCCUCCUCUGCCCACAUCUGAAGUUGUAGUGCAAUAUACAAUCUGGUACAGCAGAGCUUGAGGAUUUGAUUUUUUUUCUUUGUUUUGAAUAACUACACUGGAGAAGUCCAAAGAUGUAAGCUUCAGAACGGGGCUGCAUGAGCUGUACUUUAAAAGCAAUUAAGGCCCUAAAAGUGGAAUGCAAUUUAAACCAUAGACUGGAAAGUAAGGAACAAAGCUAAAUUAAUGAUGUCAUGUAAAUCUGGUUUCAAAGCAGUUCUCCUAGGGGAAGGUUUACAGGUGGUUUUUGGUCAAGGAAACACUGAGAUGUCAUGGUAGGUUUGUCUGCCAUAGGAAUAAGUAGUAGUAAUGCAUUUGGGCUGAAGGUACGUUAAAUUGGAAGUUGUUCUCCUAUAGGCUUCAAAUGCCUGAUUCAAAGCUUGUUCGGAUGAGGAAGGCAAAGGUACAUCUGGUUUCUGUUCUGUAUUCUCAAAUAGGGAUGGAUUUCACUGUACACGUGCAUGGCCUGUGUCACUUGCUGUAUGAAAGUCCGGUGAUAAUUUUGGUAUUAUACUGUUGCAGUUUAGUAAAUCUCAGUGCCUUGGUUUUUGGAGCUAGUGCUUACCUUGGAACAACCUUCUGAGGUGAUCAGUCUUAACACUUUCUUGUAUUUGUUAUACGGCUAUGAAAAGAACCAAAUUGCCCUUCCCUUGGGAUGGGAACAGUUAAAAUUCAGAUCUGAUUUGCUUUUCUUUGUGACUUGAAGCUCGCAACGGCAUAAAAAUUUAUGUAGCUGAAAAAGCAUUCUGGUUUUGCAAGACAAUCAGAUACCUCGGUCUGCUUCCUUAGCUUGUGGCCUCUUUGCAGCUCAAUAGAGACAGGUACGUUCUCCCCAUCUCAUCAGGCAGAAAAGAACAGCUUAGCACUAUCCAGCAGCCACAACAGGCUUCCUCUGCUGAAAGUUAAAUGUGGCUUUUCUAUGGCGAGCUCUUGCCAAAGAUAACAAAUCAGAUGUGUCUUUGCAGCUCUUAGAUUCAUCAGGGUUGUGAGAGUCCAAGAGAAGUUCAGAAGAAAGCUGAAAUAUCAAAAGAGUGGGUAGCAGAUCCAAAGUAAAUGCUUCUGCUUUCUGGAAUUGAGAUAAUUCAUUCAGUCACUCCAGAUAUAGCUCGAAAGGGGUGAGUUUCUAACGCAGUUUUCCUACAGUAAAGCACUUUAAUGAGGGACUAGCUGGAUUAACUAUUAACCUCUUAGUAGUCUUCUUACUGGUUUCAUAAAACACUGAAAACUACUGGAGACUUCUCAAAUACUGUGUUUUUGCAGUGAAGAGUAGUUUAAUAUAUUUGCCUAGAGAUGUACACAUUUAUUGGAAAAUUCAAAAAAUGCCGUUAAUUACAUUUUGGUACUGUAAACUGGCUAACUACCAAAGUCUGGCCUAGCAAUCAAGUCUGUUCUGACAGAGCUCUCCUUCAUGGGAAGCUCGAUUUGAAACAAGCCUUUUAAGCGUUAGGAGUCUUGUAAGACUUCAGGUACUUCUUUACUGUACCCUCUUCUGUGAAUGAAGGGUCUGAAAUACAGAAAUUCUUAGUGGCAUCUUCAGCUUUUGGCUGAUGGUUUUAAUUUUGAGUGGUACUGGCUGACAUUACUGGAAAUUGAUGCUGCUUCUUGUGCCUUGAAAUAACGAGGAAGAUGAAUAAAUAAUUUCAGUUUCUUCCUUGUGCCUCAGUGGAUCUCUGGAAAGAAGUGGUUGCCUAUACCUCAUGAAUGAAAUUGUCUUCUAGACUUUUUUCCACAACUUCCUGGUUUUCUACUUCAAUCAGAAAAACCAGUAGUGCCUUUGAACAGUGGCUUAAAAGUUUGAAAUAAAAAAUGGUAUUACUGGUGGUUGUAACUGGACACAUGUUAAGGAAGACUUGGCUUGUUUUUUGCUGCCUUUGUUUUAAAAGAAUAAGGGUACUACCCUGUGGCUGCUGAAGUCACGGUGAUGCUGUGUGUAAUGCUCUUGGAGUAUGGAUCUCAUGAAGUUCUUACAGUGGAUUGAUUACGUGCAUUCCUUUUGGCAAGAAUAUGUAUCUCGAGGUUGUAUAAACACAGACAAAAUGGUAACGUGCUAAUAAUAGUCUCCUUAGAGACCAAGCCUUAAAAUUUGUAAUGUCCUCUCUCAGUAGCCUUCUGCCAGUUUCAGCUUUGUCCAUUAAGGUGGGCUUCGUUGUCUGGCUUUUGCACCUUGGGUGGUUAUCUCCUGUGGUCGCAGGCCUUGCUGCAGGGUGGCGGUCCUGUGCAAGCCACGCUUCUGCUUCCAGAGCUGUGAAAACACAGAUCUUGUACCUCAGUCUUUUAUCAGCAAUAUUGUUUAAAGCCUUCCUUGGGUGUAAGGGGACAGGCGUUUUAUGUUCAGCAGGGUGCUUCACGCUGACUUCAAGGGGCCUAAGAAUCAAGUGUAUUGUUUUAUUAUUUUAUUGUUGAAGGAUUUGAAUAUAUUUUUCCCUGUUUAUCUGUCUGCUUUUAGCCUGGGUUGCUGUUUGUUUUUAAAUGACCUUUGGUUUCAUGGAACACUAAAAUAAAAGAUACCUUAAAUCCAG